AUGAGCUAUCAGUUGUUUGAGGAACAAGAUUAUACGAGUAAAUAUCGGCAACAUCGACCAGGAUAUCCGAAACAAUUGUUCGAAUAUAUAAUCAAUUAUUAUUUCAACGGAAAACGAACAAACGAACAAAUUCCAUUAGCUCUCGACGUCGGCUGCGGCAAUGGACAAGCAACAAUUGAACUGAGCACAUUUUGCGACCGAGUGAUUGGUAUUGAUAUAAGUGCGAAUCAAAUAGCACGCGCAAUUCUCAAAGAUAACAUCGAAUAUCGUUGUCAGAAAGCCGAAGAUCUGAACUUUCUUCCACUGGAUUCCGUUGACUUAAUAACGAUUGCGACAGCUUUGCAUUGGUUAGAUAUUGAACCAUUCAUCGAACAAGUUCAACGUGUCUUAAAACCAAAUACAGGUGUGUUUGCAGUAUGGACAUAUGCAUUGGGAACGUUAGACAACCCAAUAGCUGAUGCUGUUUAUCAUGAAUUCAAUCAGGUGACUUUAUUUCCAUACUGGAAUAGUAAACGAUGGCUAGCAGAUGAUUAUUAUCAAUCACUAUUACCACUAUUACCUUAUAAAUCAACGUUGGUUGAGUACACAAUCGAUAAGCGAAUUGAAACAACACUCGGAAAAUUUCUUGGCUUCAUUCAAACAUUGUCCGGUUUACAAACGUAUAGAAAACAAGAAGGAGAACAAGCUCUGCAUGAUCUCUUAGAAAGAUUACGCGAAAAAUUAAUUGAAUGUUAUGCUAAAACGCCUAAUCGACAAGCAAAUGAUGAAUCUGUUGAUAUGAACUCGAUUAAAAUGACUGUAUCAAGUCCUAUUCGGCUUUAUCUAAUGAGAAAAAGUUUAACAAAAUAA
This is a messenger RNA of Adineta ricciae, 849 nucleotides long. NCBI's taxonomy places the organism in Eukaryota, Metazoa, Rotifera, Eurotatoria, Adinetida, Adinetidae. The record is from the annotation of a GenBank genome assembly.